Molecule: messenger RNA, 1557 nt
Organism: Prosopis cineraria
Lineage: Eukaryota; Viridiplantae; Streptophyta; Magnoliopsida; Fabales; Fabaceae
Exons: 4
Coding region: 226-1266 (346 amino acids)
Biological process (GO): CAAX-box protein processing
Cellular component (GO): membrane
Molecular function (GO): metalloendopeptidase activity
Source: RefSeq, a predicted model, not a curated record
GAGCAAGAGUCCAAGAUUCUUCGCAACCCCCGGCAAAUUUCCUCGGCCAGAAUUAAAAUUCACAAACACCCUUAAAAACUCCCACCAUUUGCUGUUGGCUAUUGAAUUCCUCGGGAAGAACAGCUUGACUCCGGCUGCCAAAUCACUUCUUAUCGGUCUCCAAAAACAGACUUGGUUUGAUAUAAAGCUUUGGUGAUUUUCAGCGUUCGGUUCUAAUUUGACUCCAUGUUGAGUGCCUCUUCCUCUUCCGCUGUCUUCCGUCGCUUCUUUCUUCCACCCUCAACCUCUCCAUUUAAGGGCUUCAGCGGAUCCCCAACCCUUUGUCCUAUUUCUCGGCCGUUUCGGAUCUUGGAAUCUAAGUCACCAAAGAACAAUUUGAGUAUCUUGUGCUUUAGGCACGAACAUCGUUCUUCAGAAACCCCAAAGGCUGAAGUUAUAAGUCAUUAUCUUCCCGAGGAGUUGGUGCAACCUGAAUUUUCUCAGUCAAGUGUCACUAAAAGAGACUGGAAUUCGGGCCUUCAGAAGUCUGCUAAUACUGUAUUGACGAUAUUUGGCAAACAAUGGGUUGUACCUUGGGCUGCAGGGACCAUAUUACUUGUUAUGCUUCUAUGGACAACAGUAUUUUGGUUUAUAGGAUCUUGGUUGAUUCCUUGUGCGGCUCAUAUAGCUGGUUUUAACAAGGAAUCGUUGACAUUUAGAGGACAGGCACUAUUUAGCCUAGUCACUGAUAUGACUGAAGGACUAGCUGGCAUUGCAAUUCUUCAGCUUUGCCUAUCUCGGUAUCGUCCCCUUCCCCCUGAUUGGUUCAGAUUUAGCCUGAAAGGGAAAUGGCAGCUGGAUGUCAUCAUGGGAUGUCUCAUGUUUCCCCUGGUCAAUCGACUCUCACAGUUCAACCUGGACCUGCUACCCCUUUUGCCUUCAUCGCCUGUCACACUUUCAAGUGUUGAACAAUCAAUAAUGGCAAGGGAUCCCGUGGCAAUGGGAUUAUUUGCAAUAGUGGUAUCAAUCUGUGCUCCUGUAUGGGAAGAGAUACUUUUCCGUGGUUUUCUACUUCCAUCGCUUACCAAAUACAUGCCUGUGUGGUGUGCAAUACUGGUGAGUUCAGUUGCCUUUGCUCUUGCGCAUUUCAAUUUACAGAGGAUGCUACCACUUAUUUUUCUUGGGAUGGUGAUGGGUGUAAUAUUUACCCGAUCAAGGAAUUUAUUACCGUCCAUGCUCUUGCACAGUCUUUGGAAUAGCUUUGUCUUCUUAGACCUCAUGAAAUAGCUUCCAUUAAAGCCAUAAUAGUUUAGCAAAUCAUGACUGGUGAGCCUAAUUUAUUUGUAUCAUUUGCUCUGGAUCACCGUCUACCUAAGAUAAACAGGGACUCAAUCUCAGGGUCCUCCAAGUAUCCGUUAACAGGAACUGAGGACGAUGCCUGACAAUUGUUUGUUCUUGUUGUUGGUGAAAACAAGGCAUAAUGUAAACCUGAAAAAUCGACUUGGAUAAUGAAAACAUGAUGUAGGGCUGUUGUGACAUAUCCCACUUAAUCAUUAUAGUAGCAGCAAAUUUCAUCAA